Molecule: messenger RNA, 2987 nt
Organism: Catharus ustulatus (Swainson's thrush)
Lineage: Eukaryota; Metazoa; Chordata; Aves; Passeriformes; Turdidae
Gene: CASP6
Product: caspase 6
Exons: 8
Coding region: 702-1466 (254 amino acids)
Biological process (GO): proteolysis; apoptotic process
Cellular component (GO): cytoplasm
Source: RefSeq, a predicted model, not a curated record
GGAAGGGCCGGGACGCGCCGCCCGCUGGGUUCCUGCCGGAGCCGCGCGGAGCAGGAGCGGGAUGGGGAAUGUUUGCAUGGGGCCGGCGGCAGCGGGGCUGCCCCCAGAGUGGGAGCGCUGCCCGGAGGGCUCUGCCGGCGCUCAUGGGGAGCGGGACCUUUCCUUCUGUCCUUCUGUGCUUCCUUCUGGAGGAGGAAGGGAAUGGGGGAGGUGUGCGGCGAAGGAUGGCGGCGGCCGAGGAGGAAAUGGAUUUGCACGAAAAUCCAGCGCACCUCGCCCAGGGGAAACCCCCCCGCAGCCCCGGGCGCGGCCGCGGGACAGGAAAGCGGGGAAAGUCCCCGGCGUGUAACUGGAGGGCAGGAGAAGGCAGGGCAGCAAAUGAGUUGGGUUCCCGGAGAUGCAGCUAGGCUUAAAGGGACUUCUUUUGUAUGCCAUUGGGUUGUUUCUACGUGCCUUGCCCUUUGGUCUCGAUGGUUGAGAUGGAAACGCAUCCAGGGAAAGAUGAUGUGAGACUCCAGUGCAACCUAGUGGAUACCUGAUUUUUGACUCCUUUGAAGCAAUUCAUCUUCACGACAUUAAAGACAGGCCAUGUCCAGCUGGAUAGCAGACCUAUAUUAGCCACCACAGAUGGAAAUAAGAACAUCACAGAAGUAGAUGCAUUGAAUAUAAGAACAUCACUUGAUUCUGCAGUGGAAUACAAAAUGAAUCAUCAAAGAAGAGGAGUUGCAUUAAUCUUCAAUCACGAGCACUUUUUAUGGCGUUUAAUGCUGAAAGACAGACGUGGGACUUUGGCAGACGGAAAUAAUCUGAAACGCAGUUUGACAGACCUUGGGUUUGAAGUCAAACUUUUUGAUGAUCUGAAAGCAGAAGAUGUGCGGCAGAAAAUUUAUGAAGCCUCUAAGGAUGACCAUAGCAAUGCUGACUGCUUUGUGUGUGUGUUCCUGAGUCACGGUGAAGAUGAUCACAUUUAUGCAUAUGAUGACAAAAUCAAAAUUCAGACAAUCACAGACAUGUUCAGAGGAGACAAGUGCCAGAGUUUGGUAGGAAAACCAAAGAUAUUUAUCAUUCAGGCCUGUCGAGGUGAUAAACAUGAUGAUGCAGUCAUUGCUCAUGAUUCAACAGACAGCAGCAGUGAAUCUCUUGUCAAUGAGACUGAAGUGGAUGCAGCUGGUGUCAAUACUCUGCCUGCUGGUGCGGACUUUAUCAUGUGCUACUCUGUGGCGCAAGGCUACUAUUCUCAUCGUGACAUUGUAAAUGGCUCUUGGUACAUCCAAGAUUUGUGCGAGACUCUUAGGAAGCACAGAUCUUCCUUGGAGUUCACAGAACUUCUUACUGUUGUUAACAGGAAAGUAUCGGAUCGCAAAGUGUAUGUGUUCAACAAGACUAAUGCUGUAGAGAAAAAACAGAUUCCUUGUUUUACCUCAAUGUUAACUAAAAAAUUGUAUUUUCAUCCAAAAUUUAAGUAGAUUAUUUAGCAGUGAUGACUAGUACUCUUACUUGUUGCAAAAGUAAAGAAUACCAUCUUAGUUGAGGAGACUUAAUAUUCUAUAAGAUCGAACAUUACAGUUUGUAUACCUAACAGUUUCUAAAAUCUUAAAGCGGUUUUAAAGCUAGAAUUAAACCAGGGAAUUAAGCUCAGGUAAUUUGGGAAAACUUGAGUGGUGCCAAACUAUUGGAAGGUGCUCAGAUUUUAUUGAAAUUGAUGCUCCAAACUAUUUUUUCUUAAAAGCUUCUUGCUUGAUUGCCAUCUAAUUAUGGCACAUUUUACUAUUUCCGAAACAUUUCUAAUGUUCCAUUAGAAUAACCUGUCUUGCUCCCAAGAGCACAGUUUACAGGGAAUAUAGUAUGUAGGGCAUCUUUUAAAAUUUGUGGACAGCAGAAUCCACAACUUCUGUAGCUUUAUUGGGCUUUUUGGGCAUUUUUAAAUUUUCUUGCAACACUAAAAAGGAAAUUAAUGCGUUGAGUACUGUUGUAGCAUUAAUAUAGGAUUAACCAAAUAGGGUUGAUUAAUAAAGGGUUUUCUUUUGCUUGAAUGUAACUUAUGCUUGGGGCACAAUUACAGCUUUGCAUCCUCAGGAGAAAAACAGCAGUAGUGAGAUGAGACCAUAUGCUGCUUGCUCAGGGUGAGCUUGCCUUGUCCGCAUCUCUAAAGCUAAAGCUGCUGGACAUCUCUAGGCAGCUCUACAAAAUAUAACAUAUGCAAACCUCCAUACUUCAGGCCUUUGAGUUGGAUCAGGCCUCCUCUUGGCCUUGAAGAAGAUCAGCCAUACCUCUGUCAUUGGGUACAUAAAACUGAAAGUGCAUGGUCACUACAGGAUUGUUACUGCUGCAGCAUCAGUAAUUGCAGUGGUGCUGACUUGAAGCAAAUCCUUAUUUUCUUUGUUUUCUGGUUGGUGUUUUUUAAACAUUAUUAGUUGUUCCUCUGAGGGACAAGAGAGAACUCAAAUUGAGCAAAGUGUUUUAAUCCACUUUCCUGAGGGGAAAAAAAAUUAGUUUACUGUCUCUGCUUUAGUUAAGUCUUUCCAUAUACUAUGUUCUGAGCCAUAAAUGUUGGAUCUUACUACACCUACUUUUAAACUUUGUAUAAAUCAUGUAUGUUUGAAUGUUUUGAUAAAUUCUUUCAAUAAAAUGCAACAGUGAAACAUAAAUGAUUUUAUAGCAAGUUUGAGAUACCUUACUUUUCCAGCACUAUUUACUAAGAAAGCUUAGGUGUCAUGCUAAUCUAAACUUACCUGUGGUGUUAGGAAGAGUCAAUGCACAGACCAGGGAAAUGCAAGCAGUAAUUGUGGGGAAAAAAAAUCCUCACUACUCCAUGCAGAAGUUAAUUAUCCUAUGAGCUACUGCUGUGUUACAGUAAAUGGUACUAAAAAGGCUAUCCUUGUUUGUUCUGUCAUUUUACCAGCAGUAAGAAUGCCUCCAUUGUACUAAUGAGAUGUGACAAAUAUUUUGAAGAACUUUGCUUCAGCAGUUUCUUCAUAGGGUUAAAA